Molecule: messenger RNA, 3716 nt
Organism: Centruroides sculpturatus (bark scorpion)
Lineage: Eukaryota; Metazoa; Arthropoda; Arachnida; Scorpiones; Buthidae
Gene: Naa15-16
Product: N-alpha-acetyltransferase 15, NatA auxiliary subunit-like
Exons: 17
Biological process (GO): N-terminal peptidyl-methionine acetylation
Cellular component (GO): cytoplasm; NatA complex
Molecular function (GO): protein-N-terminal amino-acid acetyltransferase activity; protein binding
Source: RefSeq, a predicted model, not a curated record
GAUACCAGAUAUCAGCUCUUCAUGUUGCGGCCGACACAACGAGCAUCAUGGAUUGGUUUUGCAAUGGCAUAUCAUUUACUAAAAGAUUACGAUAUGGCUUUAAAAAUUCUAGAAGAAUUUCGAAAAACACAAACGAAGCGUGGGUAUGAUUACGAACAUAGUGAAUUACUACUCUAUCAGAACACAGUAUUACAAGAAGCUGGAAAUUUAGAAGAAGCAUUGCUACAUCUAGAAAAAUAUGAAGAUCAAAUUUGUGAUAGGUUAACUAUUAUGGAAACCAAAGCCAAUUUAUUGCUAAAAUUACACAAGUAUCACGAAGCUGAGAAGGUAUUUAGAGAAUUAAUUAAUAGGAAUCCAGAAAAUCAUGCUUAUUAUAAAGGUCUAGAAAAUGCUUUAAGGCCAGAAUUAAUAGAAGAUAGAUUGAAAAUUUAUAGGGAAUAUCAAUUAAAAUAUCCUAGAGCUCAAACUCCUAGAAGAAUUCCUAUUAGUUUUACAAUGGACGAGCAGUUUCGUAGUUUAGUCGAUCAAUACAUGAGGAAAGCAUUACAUAAAGGUGUUCCUCCCUUAUUUGUAGACUUAAGAUCGUUAUAUUCUGAUCCGAAAAAGGUUAAAAUUAUAGAAGAUCUCGUUCUUAAUUAUGUUGCAUGUUUGACAAAGUGGGAAGUUUUUAGUGAGGAAGAUAAAGACACGUGUGAAAAGGAACCAGCAACCGCUCUUCUAUGGGCAUAUUAUUUUCUAGCACAACAUUACGAUUAUCUAGGUUGUACAGAAAAAGCACUUAAAUAUAUAAAUACCGCAAUCGAACAUACCCCAACCUUAAUUGAAUUAUUUGUAGUUAAAGCCAGAAUAUAUAAACAUGCAGGAAACAUUCAGGAAGCGGUUAAGUGUUUAGAUGAAGCUCAGGCACUGGAUACAGCCGAUCGUUACAUAAAUUCCAAGUGUGCCAAGUACAUGUUGAGAGCUAAUAUGGUCAAAGAAGCAGAAGAAAUGUGUUCAAAGUUCACAAGGGAGGGUGUUUCUGCAAUGGAAAACUUGAACGAAAUGCAAUGUAUGUGGUUUCAGACAGAAUGUGCUCAGGCGUAUCAGAGGUUAGAAAGAUGGGGAGAUUCCUUAAAAAAAUGCCACGAAAUUGACAGGCAUUUUUCAGAGAUCAUAGAAGAUCAGUUUGAUUUUCAUACAUAUUGUAUGAGGAAAAUGACAUUAAGAGCAUAUGUAGGAUUGCUUAGGCUAGAAGACGUCCUCCGUGCUCAUCCCUUUUAUUUUAAAGCAGCAAAAGUUUCUAUCGAGGUUGGCGUUCAAGUUGGGGAACUGCCUGAAGCCCGGCAGGCCGUCGAAGAAGGAAACUCUGCGAACAUGGCACCUUCGGAGCUGAAAAAGUUACGAAACAAACAGCGAAAGGCCAGGAAAAAAGCUGAACUCGAGAAAGAGAAACAGACGGCCGCUCAAGAGAAAAGGGAACAGCAUAUUAAGUCACGACAGCAGCAGGACGGAGAAAUAGACGGGGUGAAAGAAGAAGAAUUAAUCCCCGAAAAAUUAGCCAGAGUGGAGGAUCCGCUAGAACAGUCGAUUAAGUUCUUAAAGCCGCUUCAGCUCCUGGCUUCAGAUAAGCUCGAAACUCAUCUGUUAGCAUUCGAAAUAUACUAUCGCAAAGAUAAACCGUUAUUAAUGUUACAGUCGAUAAAAAGAGCCUGGUCACUUGAUCCUACACAUCCUAAUGUGCAUUGUAAUUUAGUGCGCUUCCACGCUAGAGUAUCGCAAAAAGUAGGUUUGCCCGAACCAGUCAGUACCGUCCUAAAGCAGGAAAUAGAAAAAAUCUAUGGAAAGAAAGAUGCUUGUCAACUGAACGAAGAUUUUCUUACAAAACAUGCAAAUUCCUUGCCUCAUAUAUUAGAAGGAGCAAGAAUGUUAUAUUUUCUUGAUAACUCAUCUCAAGAAAAAGCUGUGAAAUUAGCAACAAACUUAAACAAUCAAAUGGAAUCUGUCGGAAUAAAGGUAUGUACCGAAGUGUUAAAUUCGCUAAGGAGAGGCGAUCUCGGUAAUUGUACCGACGAAGAAAUUAGGAAAUACAUGAAUAAGUGUCACGAACUCUUCACAAAUGCCUCUGCUUUCCAAAUUCAGCCCUCUUCGGUAGAAAAGGACGAAACCGAUAAAGUCGCAAGUUCUCCCGAAACUCCCACCACCAAUCACGUGGACGGGCUAUCGAAAGAGGAAUGAUGAUUCCUUUAAUCUAAAUCAAUUGUUUUCUUCCAAUUAUCAUAUUUGUCUCAAAAUGAACACAGGACACUCCCAGCUGUCGUUCCUCAAAUCUCCCAAUAUGACUGUUGUGUUGAAUGAUAUUGAGGUUAAACAGCUAAAAGUGAAAAUGUUGAUUUAUUUGUUGCCUAGAGAGUGUUGGACAAUUUUUGAACUCUGAUCUAGUUCGAGAAUGACAAUAGUGACGUGUGAUCGAUUAUUAAUUAUAAUAAUUAUUAUUUUAAAAAUUUUUUUCCUUGUUUUGUUUUUCAUCCAGACAUUGAAAAAUAUAAAAAAAAAAAGAGACAUUUAUGGAGUUCGUAAAAUAAACAUAUACCUUGUAUCAGUUACCGAGCAACUUCGAAGAGGAAACUAAUCUUUGCUAUUUAACUUACUUGUGCUGUCGAAUUUUACAUAGUUUUGGACAUAUGGAGUGAACUCUUGGAAAAUCAAUUUGUUCCUUUUCGUGCAACAAAAUGUUUCUACACUCAAAAGGAUCUUAAGAAUAUUCCAAGUACAAUCAAGCAGCAGCCAAAACAGCUCAUUUUUUUCUUAAACUAGUCUCUCUCUCUCUCGUAAAGAUUGACGAUAUAGACUUAAGACGAAAAUAAAAAUAAGUAAAUAAAUAAAAAUCAAUCAGAUAAGCACUUUAUUUGAAGAUAUAGUGGAUUUGUACUUGUCACGAUAGUUGCACAGGUUAGUUUAAAACUUAGAACAAAUAGUUUCCUACAGGAUCGUCGAUUUGCAAGAAUGUUAAAGAAAUCCUACCCCUUUGCAAAUUAGACAAAUAAUCCAAAAACAAAAAAAAAAGGCAAAAAAAAAAAAAAUAAUAAUAAUAAAUAAACAAACAAACAAUGUGAUUUUUCUAUUAUCUUUGAAGUCAUCAGUCAUUUUUAUUUUAUACCAGAUCAGCAAGGGAUGAUUGGUCUUAUUUCACAAUCCACUUGUUAUGAUCUAUAGGAAUGAUUACCCUAUAGAUAACUUGAACUCAUAAAAUUUGCUGCCUUAAAUUACUGUAGUAUGUAUGGAAAACAAAAAAAAAAAAAAAUCAAAUUCUGUUUGUUGUAUUGCUAAGAAUUAUCGUUUUUAGAACAAUUGUCAUAUGUCAAGAAUGAAAACUAACGAAAAAUAUCGCUCUUUGCAUGUGUGCGCGCGCGCUCAACUUUAAUUAUUCGAAUUGGCAUUUUAUUUUCUAUAAUGAUCGAUAUACAGAAACAAAAUUAAUUUAGUCAGUUACUUUGCUCCUUUUUUCGUUUUGUACUUUCAGAUUGUUACUUUAAUGUCAAAAAAACAAAUGAUAAUAAUAAUAAUAAGAAAAAAAAAUAAUAAUAAUAAUAAACUUUGCAAUUGUUUCCUUCUGAUAACUGAUGUAAGUAAAUUAAGAUAGUAUGUGUGCGCAUAUGUAUAAAAAUCUUUAAAAAAAAAAUGCAAAAUUGGGUUUGAAUGCGUUGUAAAGGAUGCUAAAUUAAAAUGUUUUGUCAAGG